Messenger RNA from Lactuca virosa, 2141 nucleotides. Lineage: Eukaryota; Viridiplantae; Streptophyta; Magnoliopsida; Asterales; Asteraceae. The record is from the annotation of a GenBank genome assembly.
AUUCCAAACCCGAACAUAAAAAUCUGAUUCCCAUGAAUCCUGGGAACCCAUUCCAUAAAUCCCCUGUCGUCUCUCAUAUAUUUCUGAUUCCCCCCCUUUUUUCCCCUCAUCUUUACACAGAUUUCGCGGCAAUUUCUUCUUGAUUCUUACACGAAAACACAAAAUUUCUUCAUCAAAAUCGAGUCUUUAAGUUGAAGAUUUAUUGGGUUUUUUCCUAUUCGAUUAUUAAACCAAGUAUGCUAAACAUCUUGCCAGAUUGGUUGAAGACCCUCUAUGUCGUUUUUGCCUUCUGUUCUGCUUUGUUCUUCGGUGCUCUCAAAAGUGUAUUGGUGGGCCCAAUUGCUGCUUUGAUUCUAAUUACAGGAAAUGUUGGAGUGAUUUUAGCUCUCUUUCCUACUCAUGUUGCCUGGACUGUUUAUACUCUUCUCAAGACAAAUAGAUUUGAUGCACCAUUGAAAGUAGCAUUCUUGUUUGGUUUGCCGGUUCUAUUUGGGCUUUGGUUGGGCCUAAGCAUUGGAGGAAGUGUUCUUGUUGGCCUUGGUUAUGGCUUCUUUGCUCCAUGGAUUUCAUCUUUUGAAGCCUUUAGACAUGAAGAUGAAUCCAACAAGUUCCUACACUCCAUUGUGGAUGGAACAUGGGGAACGAUUAAGGGAAGUUGCACAGUCGUUCGAGAUUUUGCUGACCUCUGUUAUCAUUCUUAUCCUCUCUACUUGAAGGAGCUUCGUGAAUCCCCCUCAGAUAGUGAGCUUCGAACUCUAAGGUUCAUUCAUGUGCCAGCGUGCAUAAUUGUUGGAUUAUUGGGAAUUGUCAUUGAUGUUCCUCUUUACACUGCGAUUGCAGUGGUGAAGAGUCCGUACAUGUUGUUUAAAGGGUGGCAAAGAUUCAUUCAUGAUUUAAUUAGUCGUGAAGGGCCGUUUCUUGAAACCGCAUGCAUACCAAUUGCUGGUUUGACUAUUCUUGUGUGGCCGAUUGUUGUUAUUGGGAGCGUUAUAUUGGCUAUCGUUUCAAGUAUUUUUAUAGGCUUGUAUGGCUCGGCUGUCGUAUAUCAGGAAAGGUCAUUCAAAAGGGGUGUUGCUUAUGUGAUUGCCAUGGUUGCGGAGUUUGAUGAGUACACAAACGACUGGUUGUACCUUCGAGAGGGUUCGGUUUUCCCAAAACCAAAAUACCGAAAGAAAAGAGUUCUUCCUCAUUCAACCGAGGUUUCAAUUUCAGUUGGUGGUAGUCGGUCAUCUGAUGGAAAACAAAACGGUGGCCCAAUGCAUGCCCCACCUAUAAUGACGAUGCCUACAUUAUCAUCCUCGCGAUCAGUUAGGGAGGCCAUUCGUGAAGUAAAAAUGGUCCAGGUUUGGGAAAACUUGAUGCGAGUUUGUGAAAUGAGUGGAAAGGAACUACUCGAUGCAAAUGUAAUAUCCGCCAAUGAACUUUACGAUUGGUUAAACCCUAAAAAAGGAAACCCAUGUCCCAUAAUCGGCACUGGUUUACCUUGUUACGCCUUCUUCCAAAAUCUUCUCCGAUCAAUCAGACACGGUUCCGAAGGUCUUGUCCUUCUCGAUGGCCUCGAAAUCACCCAUUUAAAUCGACCCCAAGAUCGAGUACUCGACUGGUUUUUUCACCCAAUUAUGGUCCUCAAAGAACAAAUCAGAGUACUCCAAUUGACCGAAGGUGAAAUUAGGUAUCUAGAAAAGAUAAUUCUCUUUGGAACUGAUCCUAAACGUAUGGAAUCAUGGGAUAACGGCAGUUUUGAACCGGAAGAUGCUGUUAGGGUGGCUCAAAUUCAAGGCAUCAGUAGAAGGUUGAUAGGGUUAACACGUGGGACAUCGAAGCUACCGACUUAUAGAAGAAAGUAUCGAAAUGUGAUCAAGAACUUGAUUGUAUAUUGUUUAGCUCGUGAUGGGUCGACGAGAUCGAUGUCUAUGAGAUCGGUAGCAAGUGUGUAGAGAAAAAAGAUGCAAGUUUUGAUGUGAAUGCAAGUGUUUGUUCAUAUUGUUUUGUUCUUUCUUUUUAACUUUUGUUAAUGAUGUUGGUUCUUUUGGUUGUACAAAAGUUGUGUAGAUUUUGGAGUGAUUUACCAAGAAAGAAUUUGUUUAAAAAGAGGGGUGUACUUGUGGUUUUGCUUAUAUUAUUAUUCAUUUAUCAACGAA